This is a messenger RNA of Dibothriocephalus latus, 621 nucleotides long. The record is from the annotation of a GenBank genome assembly. NCBI's taxonomy places the organism in Eukaryota, Metazoa, Platyhelminthes, Cestoda, Diphyllobothriidea, Diphyllobothriidae.
AUGGAAGAGGAGCUCGACGGGACACAGCGACGUCCUAGUGCGCAGAAACCAAUGGCGGCGGGGACGCCUUCCCGUGAUAAGAUGCAGCAUCUUCAGCUCGAGCGACCCGACAUCAUGGUAGAAGGUCCUGUCACGGAUACCGAGGAUGAUCAAGUGGAUAUGGAGUUCACAGUCAUGCCACCCUCUCCACAAGUCUCUCACGCCAACUCGCAGCAAGCCAUCGCUGAGGAGGUUAACACUGAUGGAGCCAAACACCCUCAAUACCAAGACAACCAAUGGUUGAAUCGGCAUUCUCCGGCCCAGGAGGAUUAUAUUACCAUGGCGAAUAAAGUCGUUCGGGUCAAUGCGAACCCCGUAUUCUCCGACAAACAAUCAAUAGUCUCCGGUGAGGAUAGCAUACACGAGGGCGUGGUGUACAACGCAAAUCAACCACUUUACGCCCGAGGGAAGGCCCAUGAGAUUCCCAGCGGAGGACAUGUAUACACCUACAGAAAUGACAGUGGAGUACCAAAGAACCCCAAUAUUGAUGGAUUUCACCCCAGCAGUGGUUUCAAUGACCUUGGGUGGGAAUUUGAACCCGACAAUGUACCAAUUUAUCGGCGUCCGGUCGCCUCUGGGUAA